CGUAGCAUCAAGUACGUUGUGGAACCCAACAAUAUGGGCGGCAUGCGUCUGCCCAACGGCACUUGGACAGGCACCAUGAAAAUGUUAUUUGAAGAUGAAAUUGAUAUAACGUCGCUGAUGAUCCUUUCCCACGAGCGAUCUGAGGCAUUUGACUGGACGGAGUUCCUGUACCUGGAGGAACACACGGUUGGCUACAAGCGACCUGUGAUUGAGUCUGAUAUCACAGGCUUCUAUAAACCUUUCUCCGGUCAGGUGUGGUUGCUGGUGGCGGUAGUGGUGGUAGUAGUGCCUGUUAGCCACACGGUGCUCAGGUGGACGCACCGUCAGCUGCCUCGGCGUGAGCUGCACAGCAGCAAAGAAUCAAGUCAGCAGCAGCGUCUCAAUGUGGGCACUGACACACGGGACUCCAUCAUGUGGAUGCUAUCUGCCCUCCUGGCACAGUCUCUGCCCCUGACACCGCCGCGUGGAGUAGUGAGGAUCUUGACAGGGCUCUGGCUGCUGCUGGCCCUCAUCCUGGUCACUGUAUACAGGUCUAACCUCAAGGCAAUGUUAAUCCUCCCAAAAAUAAACCUUCCCUUUGACAACUUGGACCAGCUGACGCACACCGAAAUACCUGUCUGGGUGUCACUCAACUCAAUGCUUCAUGCUGCCGCUGUGAAUGGAGAGAAAAACUCCACCAUGGGACGCUUCAAUUCUCUUAUAAACAGUGUGGGAAAGCCUAACAAUGUAACUCAAGCAAUAGUGGAUCUGGUAGCAGGCCGCCAAGCCCUGGCUGCCCCUCGUUCCGCACUGGUUCAAAUAUUGCACUCGCUCUUCACAAUGACAGGAAAGUGUUCUACAUACCUUAUGUCAGAGAGCUUCCUCAAGACCAACAUCGGGUGCCUCAUUCUCCAAAAAUAUUCCCCCCUAAAGGACCAACUGGACCCUAUACUACGUAACUUGCGGGAGUUUGGGAUCUUAAAUCGGAUGUACCAUCGGGGAGUAGUAAAUGCUGAAGAGUGUCUCAAGUCCAUAUCAGCAAAAUUGGAUGACUCCUGGCGUGCCCUCAGUCUAGAAGAUUUCUACGGUGUUUUUUUAGUAUACUCUUGUGAUCCCUCCUGCACUCUGCUGCCCUCUUCACUGCCACUCCUCUGCCUUCUCUUGUCCUGUGGAUUACUCAAGAAGUCAUCUCUCCCUUUCUGCCAGUCCUCAAGUCGUCACCAUCAUCACAACCAAAAUUUAAGUGCCCAAUUAAUUUAAUCGUUCCUUGUUUUCUCCAGUUUUCUUUCAUCUGGUAUUGAACUGUGUCUGUCUAAUUAUGUCUCUCUAUCUAUCAAUCAGUUUAAUUUUCCAACUCAGUCAGUGUGCAUACAUAACACCAUACAUGUUUAUUCAUGAGUCUCAUCAAUUCCCAAACUUUUCUGGCAUAGAAACAGGUCAUCUGUAUAUUUAGAGGAUAGAGGAGGAAUGUACUAGGCAUUCUGCCAUUUCUGACAAAGAAAAAUUAUGUCUUGAAAUCUUGCAUCUGUCAUGAGCCAUUGACCUUGCUGGGCUUUUAGUGAAGUCAGAUAAAUGAAGGCCUAUCCAUCAUAUUUAGUUACAAGAUUCAUAUUCUCACCAAUCAUUUUGCUAUCAGAGAUCCUCAAGGCUAAUAAUCUCAAGUAAAUUUUCUCACUUCAGUCUUUGUCUUUCAUUCCUAGGAAAACCAAUUCAGUUGUUUGUGUUAUCACAUAACAUUGCCCGUCUUAGCCAUCAUAGAUCAUCCUGCCAUGCCAACUAGGGAUGAGAUCAAGACACAUCAACACUUCGACGCAUUAUGUUCUAUUGUUACUACAAUCAAUCUGGUUACAAAAUUAAUCCCCCUAAAGUUACAAGUGGGUCCUGAUAUAUUUUCAUGCAAGAUGGUUUAUUAUGAGGUCUCUACUGACAAUUCUAACGAGUGCUUCUCUUAGAUCAUGAUUCCUUAAUUUUUUGUGAAUAUCAUUCUUUACCAUAUCCACAACUCUUCUCAUAGGACAUCCAGUUCAUUACUGAUGCCUUUCACAAGCAAAAUGAUCAUACAUCUGGCAAUCUAUGAGGAAUGAUAUUUUCAGUAUUAUGCUCUCUUCUCUCAACAUGCUCACUACAGUCCUUCCCUUCCAUAUUUCAUUGCUACAGCAUCUUGGGAUGUAAUGUCUGACGAUUUGCUCAAGUUUCCAUUUACAUAGUGUGGCCAUCAACAUCUCUUGGUGUGCAUUAAUAGUUUUUCACAUUUCACAAACCUUGCUGUCAAAGACAAAUCUGCAUAUUCUGUGGGUUGUGCUCUUUGAUAGCAUAAUCUAUCCUCAUUGCUCUCCUUUGUCCUCUUA
This is a messenger RNA of Portunus trituberculatus (swimming crab), 2327 nucleotides long. RefSeq names its product glutamate [NMDA] receptor subunit 1-like. The transcript is spliced from 9 exons. Gene Ontology annotation, molecular function: ligand-gated monoatomic ion channel activity. Gene Ontology annotation, cellular component: membrane. Lineage: Eukaryota; Metazoa; Arthropoda; Malacostraca; Decapoda; Portunidae. The coding region runs from base 34 to 1239 and encodes 401 amino acids. The record is from RefSeq and is a predicted model, not a curated record.